AAGAGCUGGUGAAUUAUUGCUGUAAGUGGGAGGAAGACCAUCUUUGGCUGGGAGACAAGCUACUUUCUUACCAUGGAGCAGACAGUGUCCAGAAGGCGGCUGGGUUUCAGCCUGUUGAGUGUGACUUUCCUGCUCUGCUUGACAAGUGGAGCCUUUGGGUCUAUAGAUCCAGACAACCUGAAGGCAAUCAUCGACUACAUCAGAGAGUAUGGCAUCGCCAAUAACCAUUAUGCUGUUGCUGUAAGACUGGAUAACAGAUACUGCAGAAGUCCUACACGGCGGAAUUUAGAGACUGCUUUGCCUAGAAACCAAAUGGAUCAGAUGCGUAGUGCUAUUAGCAAGAAAAAUGGAAUUUAUAACCCACAGCAGAUAGGGGAUGUUGUUGCAGCCAGGCCAAACUUCCAGAGAGACCCGAUAGAGCAUGCUGAAUGGCGCUUACUGACUGGAGACCAGAAUAGCCCAGUAGAAAGGAUCCUAGCCAAUAAGGACCAGAAUAGUUGCCUGAUCUUCUUCAGCCAAUUAUCCCCCUGUGUGAACCAAUGUCUCAAUGAGAAUGUCAUGAGAAACAUUGUACGGGUGGUCAACCCCCUUUUUAACAGGUACAAUGAAGAUGGCAGGGCUUUUGUUUUCGAGUCCAUUUACAGAAAGGAUGCAGUAAAAGAACAUGAGGUUGUGUUGGGGGCCUGGCAACGCAUCCAGCGUGCCCCACUCUUCCGGUGCUAUGCAGGUAACAGAGCCUGCAUCAAAUGUUUUAACAGUAACCAACCUGUUAGCAACAGUCCCUGCUUGGCCAAUUAAGGAAAGCCAAUGAUAGAGUAGUGCCCGCCUAGGGAUGGCAGUUGUGGCACUUAGCAUUUUGCCAGCUGACCUGAGAACCAAAGGCACCCCUUCCUCAUCCCCAUAUUCUUGUUUUCUUGAGAUUGAGCAUUACAUUUGAUCUUUGUAGUCCUUUGCUUUGCUAUUGAAUCAAUAAAAUCUUUGGAGCAUGUC
Molecule: messenger RNA, 990 nt
Organism: Zootoca vivipara (common lizard)
Lineage: Eukaryota; Metazoa; Chordata; Lepidosauria; Squamata; Lacertidae
Source: RefSeq, a predicted model, not a curated record